This is a messenger RNA of Truncatella angustata, 951 nucleotides long. RefSeq names its product ferritin-like domain-containing protein. The record is from RefSeq and is a predicted model, not a curated record. The transcript has 2 exons. The coding region runs from base 1 to 951 and encodes 316 amino acids. Lineage: Eukaryota; Fungi; Ascomycota; Sordariomycetes; Amphisphaeriales; Sporocadaceae.
AUGAAAAUCGCAGGCGUUGUGGCCGCCGUGGCCGGUAUUGCUAGUGCCCUUCCGGCUCAGCCCAGGUUCACCAAGAUGCAAGAGAAGAUAUUCAACGUCAUGAAGCGACAAACGCCCGCGGAACAGCAACUGGGUCUCACUGAUGUCGACGUCCUUCAAUUCGCUCUGACAUUAGAAUGGCUCGAGACCACCUUCUACCAGCAGGGUUUCGCCAUGUUCCCCGACGACCAGUUCGCUGCUCUUGGCCUUCAGCCCCAACAAAUCACUGAUCUGAAGACUAUCGGACAGACGGAGCAGGCUCACGUGCAGUUCCUACAAAGCGCCAUCGCCCAGGCCGGCGUCCAGCCCGUCCAGCCUUGCACGUACAGCUUUGGCUUGACUGAUGCCAAGUCAAUGGUCGCUACCGCCGGUGUCCUCGAGAAUAUCGGUGUCUCCGCCUACCUGGGCGCUGCCCCCAUCCUGGCCGACUCCAAGAUCCUGGCCGCUGCUGGGUCUAUCUUGACCGUUGAGUCUCGCCACCAGACAUUCAUCCGUGCUGCCAGCGGUGUCACUGCCAUUCCUCAGCCGUUCGACACGCCUCUCGGACCCAAGGCCGUCUUCUCGCUCGCCGCACCCUUCAUUCAGUCCUGCCCGGCCGGCUCUAACCUUGCUCUGCAAGCCUUCCCGACUCUGACUAUGGCUACUGCCGCCCCUGCCGCCCCCGCCAUCCUCGCUGCUGGUACCGCUCUCCAGUUCCAGAGCGCCGCCGCUGCAGGUGCUCAGUUCUGUGGCUUCACAAACGCCAACGCCCCCGGUGGUACCGCCUUCUCUGCUUUUACUGCCGCCGGUGGCUGCCAGCUGCCCCAGAACUUGGCAGGCAUCACCUACGUUACGCUCACCAACGCCGCGCCGGCCACCGGUGUCAUCUCUGACGCCAUUAUCGUGGCUGGUCCCAUGGUUCUCUCUUUGUAG